AAGAGCAUAUAUAUUGUCUGUGGGUUUAUUUGGGGUGUUACUGACGUACCCACCAAAUCGUUUCGUCAAAUUUGGUGUAAAAUUUGAUCUUUCUAAGGAUCAGGUAGUGGGAAGAUGAAGGGAGUGUUAUGGGUUGUAGUUGUAUCAGUGGUGGUAGCAGCAUGGAUGCCCCUUUCACACUCUUCCAAGAAACCGGUGGGUGUCGCUAGAAAGGAGGACAUUCCUUACAUCAAGUGCCAAGUGUGUGAGAAGCUCGCCAAAGAGUUGUAUCAUCAGGUUCAGAACAAGAGAACUGAGAUCGCUCCCAAAAAGAUCUCGGAGUACCAGAUCAUUGAGAUAGCGGAGAAUGUUUGUAAUCUGAAAAAGGUAGAAGCGGAUUGGAUAUUGCGCAUUGAUAUUGUGGAGAAAGAAGAUAGGCUGGAGCUGGUGGAACAAGACUCUGAAGGACAAUGCAAUUCUGAAUGCAAGACAAUUGAGCGAGCCUGUCACGAUGUUAUAGGAUAUUCUGAUACCGAUGUUGCUGAAUAUUUAUAUAGUUCCAAGCCAGAUAUUGAGUCAUUGCUCAAUUAUCUCUGCAAAGACCUUACUAAAGCAUGCAGUACCAAGCCGCCACCUGUCCCUAAGGACAGGAUUCCUGGCGAAUCAUUUGUUGCAAAGUCUUCUAAGGAGGCUGAAAUGGAAAAGAUACUAAAAUCAAUGGAGGGCAUGCCAGGAGCACCUGGCAUGAAAAUGUAUUCAAGAGAUGAUUUGAUGAACAUGAAUAAUCUUGGAGACGAAGAUGGUGAUGAUGAAGAUGAUGACGAUGAGGAUGAGGCGAACUUCCCAUCAAAAUUGGGGAAAGUUUUGAGAGCAAAAGAAAGUGGAAAAAAAGACUGGAAACAGACGAUAAAAAAGAGAAUUGCCGACACAAGCAUGACACUGAAAAAACAUGCAAACAAAGUUUCUAAUCAUGUACGACAGUGGUGGAGGGGAAAGAAGGCAACCACUUCAAAGAAGGGAGGGAAGACAGAACUUUAGUGAUGAUAAUGUAGCUCCUGAGUGUUGAACAAAUGUACAACAUCCCCACCCCGUUUGGUUACUGGUAUGGUACUGCACCAAAGAUGGAUAGGAAUUUGGAAGGGAAUCAAAUGAGGACUUCAUAAUCACCAAUUAGAAUGAUUUGUUUUCCAGUCCAGGAUUUGCUAUCUCAUGUAUUGUAGCGAGUCAAUUGAUGUCUGAUGAUGUGUUUUGGUGGCUGCAUGCUCACUAACCUUUUCAGUGGAUAGAGGUUACUUUUGACUCUUGAGAUUUAAUCACGGAUAUUUCUAUACAAGUUUUGGAAACUUAUUCUGUCUUCAGAGGUAUUGUUUAGCAAAAAGUUAGCUGAAAAAUGAAAUUUUAUGUUUAAUUGAAA
Molecule: messenger RNA, 1393 nt
Organism: Cajanus cajan (pigeon pea)
Lineage: Eukaryota; Viridiplantae; Streptophyta; Magnoliopsida; Fabales; Fabaceae
Product: nucleophosmin
Source: RefSeq, a predicted model, not a curated record